UCAACAUAUUUUUGGAAUGCCAUAUAACAAUAAGAAGAAGAAAAAGUUCAUUUCGUUAGUCAUUUUUUUCUUGCUGCAAAAAUUAAGAAAUUGCCAAAACAACGGUGGGUGUUGUUGAACCAAAGAACCUUAAAUUGUCUACAAAGUAAAGACUAAUUGACUACCCUUUUAUAUUUGCAACUUUAAAACCCCAUUGGCGCUAUUUAAAACAAAGGAAAAAUAGCAUAAUUAAUUCCGAAAAAAGUUGCAUACGAACAAAGAAAAAUGGGUAUAUUUGGUCAAUCGACUGGCUUUGAUGCAGAUGUGGAAAACGCAACGAGGGAAUCAAAUACUAAAGAAGACUGGUCAUCGAUUCUUGAUGUUUGUGAUAAAACCUCAUCGAACAGUAGGAAUGCUAAAGACUGCUUGAAAGCCAUUAUGAAGCGAAUGGGCCACAAUGACCCACAUGUAGUUAUGCAAGCCAUUACAUUACUAGAUGCCUGCAUUAGUAAUUGUGGUAAAGCAUUUCAUUUGGAAGUAGCUUCCCGUGAGUUUCAAAACGAGUUUGUUAGGUUAUUGGGCAAAGCCCAGCCAAAAGUAUCAGCGCGAAUGUGCCAAGUAUUGAAACGUUGGGCUGAAGGAGACUUUAAAAACGAUCCUGAACUCAACUUGAUACCCUCGCUGUAUGCAAAAUUGCGUCAGGAGAAUUAUUACGAUUUCAAUACCACCAAUAACAAGCCUUCGAAAACCAGUGCAAAAAUGCCUUCAGCUAGCGAUACAACAGCAAAUUCUCAGCAAGAAGAGGACGACUUAGCUAAGGCGAUCGAAUUGUCUUUGAAAGAAGUGAAGAAUAGUCCGAAACAUUCAAGUGCUGCAACCAGCGGCGGUGUUAAUCAGUAUCCGUCUUUAUACCCUGCUGUUUCGAGUGCCGCUACGACGUCUUCUAAUAGUCAAAUAGAAGCAAGGAAAGUUAGAGCUUUGUAUGAUUUUGAGGCAGCGGAGGAGAAUGAACUAACUUUUGUCGCCGGUGAUAUAAUUCAUGUGCUUGAUGAUUCCGACCAGAACUGGUGGAAGGGGUAUAAUCAUCGUGGUGAAGGAUUAUUUCCAUCAAAUUUUGUGUCUGCUGACCUAUCCGUUGAUCCCGAGCGCUUAGAAAUCAAUCAACAACACAAAUUGAAAAAAAGUGCACAGUUUGAGGAGGAUACCAAAGAAUUGCAGCACAAGACUGAAGCAGCAGCCGCUGCAGCAGCUUCACAAAGGAUAGAUAUUGACGAGAAAAAAAUUGAUCGUUUAUUGCAUUUGAUUAAUGAAGCUAAUCCAGAGGAUCCAUCUCAAGAUACGGAAGAAAUGUUGCGCUUGGAGCAGGAAGUUCAUCAAAUGGGUCCUUUGAUAGAUGCCGAAUUAGAGCGAGUAGAUCGGAAGCAUGCGCAGCUUUCUCAAUUGUCCAGCGAUUUGGUGGAUGCUAUAAAUUUAUAUCAUUCGUUAAUGAGGGACGACAGAAACUCUCUAGGAUCGCCAUACGGCGCAUCAAUGUCAGGAAUGCCAGGACUACCAAACUACCAUAAUAUGCCACAACAACCAGCGCAUAUCUUGUAUGGAACGAAUACACCAUUUCAGGGAAGCUUUGGCCCCCAAAUGCAGAGUAAUUUGAGUUCUACACCCUAUCCUAAUCCAUCAGCUAACUAUCAGACAAUGAACAUAUCAAUGCCAUACCAAAACAGUCAACCAAACACACAAACAUCUACACCCCAAGGAAUAACUUCGCAAUCUAAUUCCCAAAUCAUUCCACAACAACCACUAUCCAUACCACAAACUCAUCCACAACCACCAAUUUAUUUGGCAUCUAAUGGACAACCGCAAUCAUCAGUUAAUAUUGGAUCAUCUGGAGAUUCUCAGCAACAUCCCUCCUAUCAAAUGUUGUCUCACCAGUAUAUACCUCCACAAUCCCCUUCAAUCACUACAAAUGCAAUCCCUACUAACCAGGCCCCACCUUCUACACAAUCCUCCUCACAAGCUCCACACACUCAUUUUAUGUCUCCACAACAUCUCUCACUGCAACAGCCUCAGUCUUAUGCAAAUGGAUCUUCCCCACAACUUUUGCAUAGCUCACACCUUUACAACACCAUCAUGCCAAACGGCCAACCUAAUUUUAUGGGAACACAAUCCUUACCACCGACUGUACCAGCUGCUAGCUCACUAGAUCAAUUUAGUCAACUGCAACAACAAAUGUCGAACAUGUCGGUUGCAACACAACCUUCAUACCAAACCAAUGUGCAGCAAAACAUUCCAGUGUAUCAACAACGGUAAAACUCGUGAACUAACAUUACUAAAGAAAUAUGAACAAAAUUCAAAUGUUAAAGGAUAGCCAUCCUCGUAGAAAAACCCCUAAAUUCCAAUUAAAAUAAAAUCUUGUAUUCGUCUCCAACUUUUUAGACAUAUAUAAUAGUAUACAAUAUUCAAAUUUAACGUUACUCUAAUGCUCCAAAAAGUCCACCAGCCUGCGUUUGCCUAAAUUUGGUUUCUUGCUUCAUUCUUAUAAGAUAUGCUGGAUGAACGUCCUAACAAUUGAAUAGCAAGUAAAUAUUAUUUUUCGAACUAAAUGGAAAUGCAGAUUUUUGACCUUUGUUAAAAAAAUAGUUUAACCAAGGUCUUCUUAUUUUAAUAUACGGUUUUGUGAUUCAUUGCCUAGCAAAUCGUAAUCAUCACUAUAAUAAAACCGUUUUUUAAUUUUAA
Molecule: messenger RNA, 2712 nt
Organism: Stomoxys calcitrans (stable fly)
Lineage: Eukaryota; Metazoa; Arthropoda; Insecta; Diptera; Muscidae
Gene: Stam
Product: signal transducing adapter molecule 1
Exons: 4
Coding region: 265-2286 (673 amino acids)
Biological process (GO): protein transport to vacuole involved in ubiquitin-dependent protein catabolic process via the multivesicular body sorting pathway
Cellular component (GO): ESCRT-0 complex
Molecular function (GO): ubiquitin binding; phosphatidylinositol binding
Source: RefSeq, a predicted model, not a curated record